AUGGAGGACUUUCCUGAUGCCUCGGCGUAUUUUCAAAGGCUUAAGAGCCUCUCUGACCAACUGAAAAAUGUCGAAGCUUCGGUGGACAACAACCGUCUUGUCCUUCAGCUUGUUUCCGGUCUUACAAAAUUAUAUUUCGGGGUUGCAACGUUAAUUCGACAAAGCAAUCCCCUCCCUCAAUUCUACCAAGCCCGAUCGAUGCUAACAUUGGAAGAAGCGGGCUUGGCAAAAAGGGCCGCCACGACCUCGGCUUCAGCCAUGGUGGCUAAUUCGCGAGAUGCUGACUCGGAAGGCUUGGGGAAUGGUCGUGGGAAGCAUAAAAAUCAGAAAAAUAAGGGUGGCCGCGGGAAGCAAAACAGCGGUGGUGGUCGCGGUUCCGGCAGCGGUCAGUCGUCAGGUGGUUCCGGCAGCGGAUGGGCUCGUCCACAAGGCCUAAAGCAUCAGCCUGGUCUUCUUGGGCCAUGUCCACACCAAGCUUAUGCAGCCUCUCAACAAUCCUAUGCUCCAACGGAUAUUGAAGGGGCCCUCCACACUAUGACUCUACAACAACCCGAUCCUUCAUGGUACAUGGACACCGGUGCCACUUCUCAUAUGACAUCCACCAACGGUAAUCUCUCGUCUUAUUUUAAUUUGAGCAAUCAUCAUAAUAAUAUCGUUGUUGGUAGUGGUCAUACGAUUCCAAUUCGUGGUUGUGGUAGUACUACUUUACCUUCCCCAAACCCACCUUUGUCUCUCUCUAAAGUCCUACAUGCCCCAAAACUCAUUAAAAAUCUGAUUUCUGUCCGUAAGUUCAUAACUGAUAAUUGUGUGUAUGUUGAGUUUGUCCCUUAUGGUUUUUCUGUGAAGGAUUAUCGGACGGAGAUGCCAAUAAUGAGAUGUGAUAGCCAAGGGGACCUUUAUCCACUCACUACCACCUUAUCAAGCACUUCUCCAUCAACCUUUACAACUUUAGCUUCGUCUAUUUGGCAUGAUCGUUUGGGACAUCCGUGA
Chenopodium quinoa (quinoa) is the source of this 990-nucleotide messenger RNA. RefSeq lists its product as uncharacterized. NCBI's taxonomy places the organism in Eukaryota, Viridiplantae, Streptophyta, Magnoliopsida, Caryophyllales, Amaranthaceae. Bases 1 to 990 code for a protein of 329 amino acids. The transcript is spliced from 2 exons. The record is from RefSeq and is a predicted model, not a curated record.